Astrephomene gubernaculifera is the source of this 1230-nucleotide messenger RNA. NCBI's taxonomy places the organism in Eukaryota, Viridiplantae, Chlorophyta, Chlorophyceae, Chlamydomonadales, Astrephomenaceae. The record is from the annotation of a GenBank genome assembly.
CCGCUCGCUGCAAUAUCCCAUAUACACUUUGGAAAGCCUUCAAUGCAGUCACUGCGAAGUGGUACCCGCACCUGUCGCCCCGUAAUUGCUUCUAGAAGCCCACGACUGCAAACUAUGGGACUAUUUGGGUUUGGAAAUCUGUUUACAAAGCAAGAAGCAUGCAAGCUUGCUCCAAAGGAAGCUCCAUCGGGGCUCAAGCUUGCAACAUUUGCAGGCGGAUGCUUCUGGGGACUGGAGCUAGCUUACCAGCGGGUGCCAGGCGUAACCUCCACAAGCGUGGGUUACACGGGCGGCCCCGAUCCCAAACCAACCUACGACUCGGUCUGCAGCGGCCGCACCGGUCAUGCGGAGGCUGUACAAUGCACCUACGACCCCAAGGAAUGCUCGUACGAGCAGCUGCUAGAUACCUUUUUCGGUCGGAUCGACCCGACCACCCUCCACCGCCAGGGCAAUGACCGCGGGACACAGUACCGCUCGGCCAUCUACUACCACGACGCAGAGCAGCAGAAGGCUGCUGCUGCCCGGAUUGAGGCGGAGAACCAGAGGCUGCGGUCGGGGUCGGCACCAUCUGGCUGGGCGGGCGACCGGGUGGUGGUGGAACUGCAGCCAGCGGGGGACUACUUCAUUGCAGAGGACUAUCACCAGCAGUACCUUGCUAAAGGCGGCCGCUUUGGAAACCCACAGUCAACUGCAAAAGGCUGCACGGACCGCAUCAGGUGCUAUGGAUGAUCCACUUACGCCGGUGAUGGGUGCUACACAAUAGGGUUAUCAUUCUCCGAGGACGAGUUCAGAAGAGACAAGGAAACAUGCCAGGCAACACUGGCAGGCAAACGGUGUAGCGGCAUGAGCUGUUUGCUGUAUAGAGCAUGUACCAUUAAGCGUUGUUUUGGUCGUGUGCAGUAGGUUGCGUGGAAGACAUGUAAUGAAGUAGCGCGUUAUGCUUUGCUGUGGGCUGCCAGUCGGUGUGCUCCCCGUUGUGAUGCUAAUUGCCAAGCCAGUGCCAGGUUGGCAUUUUCCUUUUUUCACACCCUGUGCAAGUAGAUCCAUGCAUAGGCAUGGUAGGCAGCUUUGACGUAUGACCGUCAUUUCUUUCAUGGAACCUUACAUUUAGCUCAGGGUGGGACAAGCAGUAACAAAGACUGCGAGAUUCUAUCCUCCCAUGUCGCGCAAUCUUCGAAAGAUUUGCAGUAAUUCGCCGUUUACUCAUGUUGGUAAGCGGCAUUGUCAACC